CAAAUUAAACAAUUAUGAAAAAAAGAAAAAUGAAAAAGAUAAUGCAGAGUGCCGAUAUGAAUGCAUAUUCCGCCAUCACAACAACGCGCGCGCACGGAAGCUGAUCGACAAUGGACCGCGCUGCACCACUUUCGUCAAGGCAGAGGAGAGUCCUGGUGCAGCUAGUGGAGGGAAGGCCUGUCCUUCAAGAUAGGUCAACCAGCACUGCGGUCCAGCACAAGAAGAACUUGGCGUGGGAUGAGAUCGCCAAAAACUUCAACGCCAUGCACCCUGAUCUGGAGCCGCGAUCAGUUCAACAAUUGAAAAGAAGUUUCAACCGCAUCAAAUUGAAUUUACUUUCCCUGGUGGCCCCAGAACUCAACAUGGGCGAGGAUGACUUUGACACUCUUGCCAUUCAAGAUGGGCAUCCAGUGGAUGAAGCAGGCACUCCCAUCAUGGAUGUUACUCUCAACCAGAGAGGAGCACGACCAACAGAUGAAACUGUAUCAGUUUCACAGGGAGGUGUUGCAGCGGCAGCUAGAUGUCUUCACGGAGACUUGCCAUCAUAUCCGUGA
Messenger RNA from Eriocheir sinensis (Chinese mitten crab), 554 nucleotides. RefSeq lists its product as uncharacterized. The transcript has 4 exons. The coding region runs from base 111 to 554 and encodes 147 amino acids. The record is from RefSeq and is a predicted model, not a curated record. Lineage: Eukaryota; Metazoa; Arthropoda; Malacostraca; Decapoda; Varunidae.